This is a messenger RNA of Perca fluviatilis (European perch), 1278 nucleotides long. RefSeq lists its product as uncharacterized. The transcript is spliced from 4 exons. The record is from RefSeq and is a predicted model, not a curated record. The coding region runs from base 1 to 1185 and encodes 394 amino acids. NCBI's taxonomy places the organism in Eukaryota, Metazoa, Chordata, Actinopteri, Perciformes, Percidae.
AUGGUAGCCUAUAAACAAAACAAAGUGGUGAAAUGUCUCCAACACCAGGUAUUCAACGUGACCCAGAGGAGAGUUCAGUGCCGUCUUCCACUCGUCACCCUGCCGAGUCCUGACGAGGUGGUAGGCGUUGCGCUGGUCGAGUUUAGGCCUGGAACGGUUGUAGACGGCUCCACGGUAAAGGGGGCCCCAGGAAACAUCCCACUAGCACAGUCCAGCCCAGUCUCACGGCAGUUCUUUGAUGUUGCCAAUCAGUCUGCAGGCAGAGGAGAACCCAGGCAGGACCGGGACCCGAGGCGACCCGACAGAGGAGAAUCCAGGCAGGCCCGGGACCCGAGGCGAGCCGGCAGAGGAGAAUCCAGGCAGGACCGGGACCCGAGGCGAGCCGGCAGAGGAGAAUCCAGGCAGGACCGGGACCCGAGGCGAGCCGGCAGAGGAGAAUCCAGGCAGGACCGGGACCCGAGGCGAGCCGGCAGAGGAGAAUCCAGGCAGGACCGGGACCCGAGGCGAGCCGGCAGAGGAGAAUCCAGGCAGGACCGGGACCCGAGGCGAGCCGGCAGAGGAGAAUCCAGGCAGGACCGGGACCCGAGGCGACCCGACAGAGGUGAAUCCAGGCAGGACCGGGACCCGAGGCGAGCCGGCAGAGGAGAAUCCAGGCAGGACCGGGACCCGAGGCGAGCCGGCAGAGGAGAAUCCAGGCAGGACCGGGACCCGAGGCGAGCCGACAGAGGUGAAUCCAGGCAGGACCGGGACCCGAGGCGAGCCGGCAGAGGAGAAUCCAGGCAGGACAGGGACUCGAGGCAAGCCGGCAGAGGUGAAUCCAGGCAGGACCGGGACCCGAGGCGAGCCGGCAGAGGUGAAUCCAGGCAGGACCGGGACCCGAGGCGAACCGACAGAGGUGAAUCCAGGCAGGACCGGGACCCGAGGCGAGCCGGCAGAGGAGAAUCCAGGCAGGACCGGGACCCGAGGCGAGCCGGCAGAGGAGAAUCCAGGCAGGACCAGGACCCGAGGCGAGCCGGCAGAGGUGAAUCCAGGCAGGACCAGGACCCAAUGCGAGCCGGCAGAGGAAAAUCCAGGCAGGACCAGGACCUGAGGCGAGCCAACAGAGGUGAAUCCAGGCAGGACCAGGACCCAAUGCGAGCCGACAGAGGACAAUCCAGGCAAUCCAGAUCUGGACGGAGAGACUGAGAGACGCAGCUCUCCUUCAUCCCUCCAUCUUCUUCCUCCUCUUCCUCUUCUUCCUCCUCCUCUUCUUCUCCUCCUUCAGUCCAAAACCAAAAC